This is a messenger RNA of Vitis vinifera (wine grape), 798 nucleotides long. RefSeq lists its product as uncharacterized. NCBI's taxonomy places the organism in Eukaryota, Viridiplantae, Streptophyta, Magnoliopsida, Vitales, Vitaceae. The coding region runs from base 40 to 798 and encodes 252 amino acids. The record is from RefSeq and is a predicted model, not a curated record. The transcript is spliced from 2 exons.
CUUAUUGUUACUUUCUUAUACAUAUCUUAUAGAGAACACAUGAAAUGGUUGAAAUUGAACAAUCCUCGUCAAUCUAAGAGACAAAAGUGGCUACAAGAAGAACACAUGCGAACAUUCACUCAUUGGUUGCGAAAAAAGGUAGAAGUUGCCAUUGCUGACAAAGAACCUAUAUCUGAAACCUUAAGAUGGAUGGCACAUGGUCCUACCCACUACGUGGCCAAGUAUCAUGGCUAUGUUAUAAAUGGGUGUCAGUACAAUACAAAAGACCGUGAUGAGUUACGAGUUACCCAGAAUAGUGGAGUUAGCAUUGUAGCAACAACAAUGCAAAUUUCUAGUGCCAAGGAUAAGAAUCCAGUAUUUGGUGAGCUAUGUUUCUAUGGUAUUAUUACUGAGAUAUGGGAUCUUGAUUAUACCAUGUUUAGGAUUCCAGUUUUCAAAUGCAAUUGGGUUGAUAAUAAGAGCGGCGUCAAAGUUGAUGAGUUUGGGCUGACAUUAGUUGACUUCACUAAGAUGGCUCAUAAAUCAGAUCCAUUCAUUUUAGCCUCCCAAGCCAAGCAAGUAUUCUAUGUACAAGACCAACUUGAUCCAAGAUGGUCAGUUGUUUUGUCAACUCCUGAAAGGGACUUCUCAUUUUCAGCAAAGGAUUCUGAUGACUUCAUGGAUAAUUCUAUUGAACACCAUCCUCUCAUUACCACCUUGGCACAAGUUGAAUCAUUUGAUACAAUGGAUGACUCCGAUGUCAUUUGCAUUCGAGGAGACUGUGAGGGAUUCUGGAUUGAUAACAAAUCUUCUAUGUAA